ACAAGUGGUAAGGUACAGUGGUAAUUGGUUAAACUUUAUCCAUUAUUUCGCUCCUUCUUACGAGCAUCGGUGGUAUUCGGUAUAAGUUGGUAGGUUGGUAAAGGUAAAUUCAUAUACUGGUAUAAGUUGGUAGGUAUUGGUUUACGUCUCCUGGUUCAAGGUAUGGCCCCAUCCGGUAGAAAUAAAACGACGCAAAACAAUGACAGCGAUCCUUCGGAACAAAAUGGUACCCAAACGCAAGAUACCAAUCAAAACGUUCAAGAGACUGGCGUUCGAAAACUGGUUUCGCUUCGACGUCAUCACGAAAUGGAGAUCAAUACUUUGAUCGACAUGCUCGAAAACAACAUCUACGAGGAAGAAGAUGAUCUUGAACUCAUCAAUGAAACGUUCACUGAAUUGUCUCAAUUCCAACAAAAACUUGAUACCCUGAACGAUCAAAUGUUACAGGCUGGUUCUGAACACGAUUUUGAAGAACAUUCUCACUGGACAGUACAGUUGAAACAGAAAAUCCGAGUAUUUUCAAUGAAAGUGAAAAAAUAUUUGAAAAAACAAGUAUCAAAUCCUGCUACUUCUACAAUUCCAAAUAACAGCGCUCAAGAAAAUGCUACUUCAAUUUUCUCACAGGAAACCGCAACCUCCAUGCCGACUGCAAACAUAAUGGAUAUACCAAACAACAACCUUAUAACCAUGAGCAACAAUACUCAAGGCAAUGCAAGAACAGCUGCCGCUGACGACAACCUUUCGGCGCCAUUUCAAGGCGACCAAUCAUUUUCAAAUCCAUUUGCUAGUGAUGUUCCUAACCACAGCUCACAACAAGCUAGUGCUGCAAACCCUCCUAACAACAACAAUCGAGCUUUGGCAACUAAUUCAAGCGACACUUCUACUACAUUCAGUCGAUCAGUGCCAAAACUGAAGCCUACAAUUUUCAAUGGCAAUCCCAACUAUUGGUUGCACUGGUAUGGUGUAUUCGUAUCAUCGAUUCAUAAUUCUAAUAUGUCUCCAACUGAAAAGAUGAUCCAUCUUCAAUCAUUGGUAACUGGUCCAGCUAAACUAAUGAUAGCUGGUUAUGGUGCAAACGGCGACACAUACGAACUAGCACUACAACGUCUUCGUGAAAACUUUGGCAAUACCAAUAGAAUUGUCAACUCUUUUUUGCAACGUCUUGCAAAUUUCAAACCUCCAAAUCUGGCUCAACCAGAAUCAUACAUGCAGUUUUCUGCUUUUCUCCUAACUUUAGUGGACACUUUUGAGCAACUUGGUUUUGUUCACGAUAUUUGUUCUACAACAAACUUGAACACUGCUCUGGCAAAGCUUCCCGACCCUGUGAGAUUAGAAUGGAAUCGCUUCGUCAUCGACAAAGACUACGAUCAACCCUCCUUGAGACAUCUAGCACAAUGGUUUCAACGGUACGCACAGGCGUGUCGCGACAUGCCUCCGACAGGUUUCCGAAACCAAAACAAUAACAAUUUUAACAAUUCUUCUGGAAACGCUAAACACCCUAGUGGUUCCCGUUUCAAUGGUUUUACUACAAAUGGUGUAGGAAAUCAAAAUCAGCGCUUUAACCAUCAGGGAGAUCAACAAAACUCUCGUGCUCAGAAUAAUGUAAACUCGAAUGCUUGUCCUAGUGGAGACACCUGUGGACCUCUCUACAAAUGCGAGCACUUCAAAGCUUUAGACCCUAAGCAACGAAAAGAGCAUGCCCGAAAAAUGCACUUAUGCUUUAACUGUCUAGGGAAUCAUAGGUUUACUGACUGCAAUUCGAAAUCGCUCUGUCGAACCGAUAAUUGUGGUAAAAAACACCACACUCUACUCCACGAUCCUUCUGAUACUUAUGGAAAAAACCCUAGUAAAGCUGCAGUGAAUCGCGCAAUAGCUUGUCAGAGAUCAGAUAGUGGUAGCUGCGUAACUCUACUACUGGACUCAGUGGCAACUCAACUAGGCUUGGACGUCAACAAGAAGCACUCACUUCCCAUAUCUGGAUAUCAUGAGACCAAGUCAGUUCAAGUUACAUCUGUGGAUGUACAAAUUAGACCAUACAAAAGCACAUCGACUCCAAUGACGCUCGAUGACGUACUCACGGUAGAUGAAAAUAAUUUGGCCCCAGUUGAUAUUUUUCAACUAAACGCAAUGUGCAACAAUUUUCCACAUUUAAAGCAUGUUAAAUACCCGGACUUAAACGACAAUAGCAUAUCGCUAGUCAUCGGAAACAACAAUCCAGAAUAUCAUGAGAUCAAAAAUACCGUUUAUGGCCCCAAGAAUGUUCCCUGGGCUAUCGAAACCCUUUUGGGAUGGACAUGCACAGGUCGGAACAAAACGCAAUAUAAUUCCGUUCCAUCUGUUCCGGUGAACUUCACACAAGUUCAUUCACACAAUAACUUAGAUGAAAAAUUAUACCAGAGAGUUCUCAACUGGAUGAAAAUAGAAAACACAGGCAUCGCUUCUUUAAAACGCUCGCACUCCAAAUCGGAUAAAAGAGCAAUCGAUAUUCUCGAAAACUCUUGUACUUUAGUAGAUGGUCACUAUCAAAUUGACCUUCUUUGGAAAGAGGAUACUGAUCUUCCAAAUAACCGUUGGCUAGCUGAAAAGCAACUCAACAGCCUCGAAUUUCGCCUUAAAAGUAAACCUGAUUUAAGGGAGAAAUACCGCGCAACAGUCAUCACUGACUUAGAAAAAGGCUUUGUCACCAAAAUAGAUGCAAAACACGACACUGCAAUCAAAUCUUGGUAUUUGCCGCAUCAUCCAGUGACAAAUGUCAACAAACCAGACAAAGUUAGACGAGUCUCAAAUGCUUCCAGCAUUUUUCAGGGUAAAUCCCUCAACUCGAGUUUGCUCAAAGGGCCCGAUCUUUUGUGCAACUUAACAGGUCUCAUAAUUCGCUUUCGACAAAAUAAAAUAGCAAUAUCUGCUGACAUAGAUGCUAUGUUUAUGCAAGUGCUAGUCAGCCCAAAGGAUAGACCUUUUCUAAGAUACCUUUGGAAAGAAAAUGGUAAAUUAGAAACUCACGAAUAUACACGACACAUUUUCGGUGCCACAGACUCACCAUGCGUGGCUUGCUACGCAGUACGACGAUGUGCAUCAGACAGUAAAAACGACUUUCCUCUGGCUUCUGAAAUCAUUCAACGGAAUAUCUACAUGGAUGAUUUGUAUGUCACUUCGUCAACGGUAGAAGAAGCCCUCCAACAAAUGACACAACUACGAGGAUCUUUAUCUCGAGUCAGCCCUAAUGAUCCAACGCCUAAACAUCAACGAGUUCUCGGUGUUCACUGGAAUACCAACACUGACUGCUACUUCAUCGAUAACAAAAAGUUUGUAAAAAUUCUACGUAUUGGCAUUGCUACGCAACGGAAACUCCUGAAGUAUACCGCUUCUUUAUUUGACCCACUCGGAAUAGUGGCUCCAUUGACAAUUCGGAUUCGAAAAGUUCUCCAAUCUGUUUGGUCACAAGGUGUUAAGUGGGAUACUCCAUUAGACACGGAUAAACUUCCCGAUUUCAAACUUUGGGUAGACGAAAUGGAAAAUUUCGAAACUGUUUCAUUCCAAAGGAACUUCUUUGAUAAAGAAAACCCUGCUUCAAUCCAGCUUCACACGUUUUGUGAUGCAUCAGAAUUCGCUCUCGCUGCUGUUUGCUACCUAAGAAUAGUCUACAGCGACGGCUCCACAUCUUUGAAGUUUAUAAUAGGAAAGACAAGAGUCGCUCCUAUGAAACGUGUUACAAUUCCCAAUCUCGAGUUGCAAGCUGCAGUAUAUGCUGCCCAACUAUCGCUCUUUGUUUCAGAGGAAAUUGACCUCAAAGUUGAAAAAACUUAUUUCUGGUCUGACAGUACUACUGUUUUGUAUUGGCUGCGAACACCUGAAAUACGACACAAAAUUUUCGUCGCUAAUCGGCUUCAGAAAAUUUUAGACGUUUCUAAACCUGAACAGUGGUUUCACGUUCCAACUCUGCUAAAUCCUGCUGACGACGGUACCAGAGGAUACAUUGCUUUAGAAAUGACCUCAAGCUGUCGGUGGCUACUAGGACCGGAAUUUCUGUUGAACGAUUCUUCUCAAUGGCCUUCACAGGAAAACAUUCGGCUUGAGAACAUUCCUGUAUUCGUUACUUCAUUAGAGGCUAAAUUUGAGCCUAUAUUUGACAUCAAACGCUUCAGCAACUGGAAAAGACUAAUACGGACAGUUGCAUACUGCUUCUUAUUCGCAGAAAAUCUCAAACGGAAGAUCAACAAACAGUCGAAGGUCGAUCUUCAACUCUUGCAUCUAACGAAAUCGCACUUUCUCAUAAUUAAAACUGCCCAAAGGACAGAUUUUGUCUCUGAAAUUUCAGACAUCAAAAAAGAAAAACCAAUUGAAGGCAAAAGUAGACUUCGAACAUUAGCACCGUUUGUGGACAACUUCGGUAUCCUGCGUUCUCGUGGACGUCUCACGCGUGCCCCUAUCAUGCUAUCAGCUAGAUAUCCAAUCAUUCUCGCUGGUGAAAACCCCAAUGUUCGCCUGCUGUUAGCUAACAUCCAUGUUCUACAUUCCCACUGCGGAAAGGAACAAGCAAUGGCCAUAGCACAGGAAAACUACUGGAUUCUUCGCUGCCACGUCAUGCUGAAAAGUAUCAUACACAGUUGUAUACCCUGCAGAAGAAUGCAACAACAAGUCGACUACCCUCAGAUGUCAGAUCUUCCAAUUGAUCGACUGCCAUCAAAAAAUCAUUUUCCUUUUGCAACGACUGGAUUGGACUACGUUGGACCUUUUCCCAUCAUCCUUCAAGGAAAACAAUACCAAGCGUAUAUUUUACUGUUCACAUGCUUAGUGAUCAGAGCUGUGCAUCUUGAAAUCUCAUUAGGACUAUCGACAGACAGCACUCUUCUUUGUAUCAGACGCUUUUUUGCCCGGCGAGGAAAACCAUCGAAAAUGGUUUCUGAUUGUGGGACAAGUUUUGUGGGCUCCAAUUCUGAGCUGAAGAAAUGUCUAGACAACUUGGAAAAGAACAAAGAAUUUGUGGAAAGCAUCAAUCAGCUGGACGUAUCACUCGAAUGGAAAUUCAACCCUCCUGCGGCCCCUCAUUUUGGUGGUUCUUGGGAACGACUAGUUCAGAUAUUUAAACUUUCCCUGUACAAAGUCAUCGGAUCAAGAACACUCUCCUAUGAAACACUGGCUACUUUCACGACCGAAAUUGAAUCAACCAUGAAUUCACGACCUUUAACCAAUGUGUCUGACGACAUCAAAGAUGAUCUGCCUCUCACUCCCAACCAUUUCCUUCUUGGUCGUGGAACUCCAAAUUUACCGCCUGGUAUCUUCAAGGACAAGGAUUUAUCUCUGUCAAAAUCAUGGAAAGCAUCCCAACUACUCGCAGAUCACUUCUGGAAUCGCUUUCUUCGAGAGUACUUACCAGGUCAGCAGAAACGAUCAAAGUGGACUUCUGCGACUUCCAAUUUGCAACCCGACGACAUGGUCUGGAUGUUGGAGGAUUUUACACCUCGUGGACUGUGGCCUCUUGCUAAAGUGGUGGAAACCUUUCCUGGACAAGAUGGAAUAGUCAGCUCAGUGAAGCUGAAAACGCCAACUGGAUUCAAAGUUCGACCUGUGGUCAAAUUGAGCCGCGUUUUCCCAGUUUCGCAGUAA
Molecule: messenger RNA, 5607 nt
Organism: Symsagittifera roscoffensis
Lineage: Eukaryota; Metazoa; Xenacoelomorpha; Acoela; Convolutidae
Exons: 3
Coding region: 163-5607 (1814 amino acids)
Biological process (GO): DNA integration
Molecular function (GO): nucleic acid binding
Source: RefSeq, a predicted model, not a curated record